GUACUAGUGUACCGUUCCGGCAUCGGAAACAAUUUUGUCAAAAAGGAAAUUGUAAUCAAAAUCAACAUUCGAGUUACUACUCGUGAAAGAUUAAUGUUGUCAUGACGAGUUACCUCAUCAAAGUUGCUUUAGCUGUCGCUACCAUAUCAUCCCCUAUGGUCCGUUCAGCUCCGAUAGUGGGGAAAGCAGAGACUGAGCGGGAUGGACGCGAGAUGAAUGAAAACAUGCACAGAAUUGUGGAAGACUUCAACUAUUCGACUUUUUCAAGGUCGUUAAACCGAACACUGAUUGCAGAAAAGUACGGUGUGUCGUGGAGAAGCGAAACGAGCAAUGAAAUUGGAGUGAAAAUAAUUUACUCGGGAGCGGAUCCAAAUGCAAAUGCAGCGUCGGCUCUCGAUGCCACUCUUUCUGAAACUGGUGUCUGCCAAAACUUGGAUUGCAGAGAUUUCAUGUGCAUUGGGUGGUGUGAUAUCACGGCGUUGGGUAAAAACGGUGUUAUCGAAAGCCUUGCAGAAGUUAGUCAUAUUAUUGCCCUCAUGAUGCCCGAAACGAAUUCUUUCACCGGGUCUGGUUCAAUACAAACACAAGCGAUUGCAGCGAUGCAAAUCAAUACGAUGUUGCGCAAGUAUCCAGAAUUAACGGGUAAAGGGGUGAAGAUCGGGAUUAUUUCAGACAGCUUUAAUGCAAGGGCAGGAACUCUUGCUGGGAGAAAUGUCGCCGUGAACGGUACCUCCGAAGAGGCCGAUAUCGAAAGCGGCGAUUUGCCAGGUGGUGAUCAGAGAGUGAAAGUUUUGACCGAAGUCGAGCCAGACUUUCCCUUUCCAGUAUCAGACGAAGGUCGUGCAUCGGCGCAACUAAUUUAUGACCUGGUUCCAGAUGCGGAAAUUGUAUUUAGCAGCGGAUUUCUAAAUGCAGGAGGUUUCUUUGCAUCAGCGAUCGAAGAACUAGUCGAAUAUGGUUGCGAUGUGAUUGUGGAUGAUGUUAGUGAGUCCGAUACGAUUCUGCUUCUCACGUACGAAGAUGAUUUCGUCGCUAAUUUCUUUCGCUUGACGUUGUUUCUCAAUUUAUACGGUUUAUUUUGUGUUUCAAUCUGCUGAUCUGAAGGGGCCGAUGGAUUUGAACCUAUUUUCCAGCUUGGUCCCACUCCGAAAGCGGCAGAUAAUGCCGCAACAGUUGAUGGGGUAGCUUAUUUCACCGUCGCAAGAAAUCUUGCUUCAAGGUCAUGGGAAAAUCGAGGCUUCAAAGAUACAGCAUGUCCCAACAAUCCGAUUUUUGAUGAUUACAUAUCUUGUCAUGACUUUGGAAACGGGAACCCAUUACAGAGAAUUGCAAAAUUUGCGCCUAACCCACUAACUUUCUACUGGGACGAUCCAUGGACUAGUGUCAGUGGACUUCCAGGACCAGAAAGCGACCUAGAUAUCUUCGCAGUAGAUAUAGAAACAGGCGAUAUACUAAAAAGAAGCGCCACAGUCAAUUCUGGAGGAGAUGCGGUCGAACAGUUGGUUUUUCCACCUCAAUUCUUCAAUUUGGUCAUCGCGAAAUCUUCGGGUCCUUCGCCCAGUCUAAUCAAGUGGAUCGAUCGAGGUUUGACCUCUUCUGAUCCCCCCGCAGAAUCAGCGACUCUUACAGGUACUGGACUUGCACCUGGUGUAGCUGCUGUCGGAGCAGCAUCCGAGAAACAAGUGUUCGGACAGCUGGAGUUAGAACCUUUUUCCUCGCAAGGUGGGAUUCCAUUGAUUUUCAAUGAUGAUGGACAACGUUUUCCACAAGAAAUAGUUUUGAAGCAACCGCGUUUUGUCGCUUCUGAUGGGUAAGGAUCACGACUCAAACAAGCCACACGACGAAUUUAUUUCCUGGAUGACUUCUCCGCAAUUGGUCGUGGUAGCAUUCAAUGAUACUCAUUAUAUUUUUGCUCGUCGUACUUUUUUCCAAUCUUUGAAUGACAACAUUUUAGUUCAUACAACACUUUUUUCGGUUACCUAGAGCCUUACGAGUUCUCGAUUGGAGAGCAAGCUUUGCGUGUUCCUCCACGGUUCUAUGGGACUUCAUGUUCGGUUGUUAAUGCUGCCGCCGUAGGUGUGAUCUUGAUUCAGGCGAUGUCUUUGUUUCCAGGAGAAAGGAGACUUCUCAAUAGUAAGAAAACGAAGAAGACUGGAGAGGAAGGAGGUGUGAAUAGUACGAGUGCGAAGAACGAAAGUGAGGAAGACCAAGACGUUAGGAAAGGAUUUUCAUUACCAUUUGAUGUAUAUAAAAUUAUGGAGGAUACUGCUAUUGAUAUGAACGAGGGGGGAUUCGACUUUUUGUCUGGCUUUGGAUUUAUCAAUGCCUUUGACGCCGUGGAAAUGGUUGUCCAGAAGGCGAGAAAAGGAACAAAAUCUAAAAAGGCGAGCAAGAAGUCAGGAAGAAUAGAAUCGGUCUCGACGGAAUGCCCUGUAGAAAGCUUUCUGGGUCCGAUAGGAAGUUACUUCGAUGAUUCAUAUGUAGCGAAUGCUACUUUAAGUUAAUGUUUUAUGGCCGAAUACUCAUUCAUAAUAGCUGCUAAUCCAAUUGUACAGUAUAUACUAGCACUUAAAUAAUGCCAGAAACGAGUG
Messenger RNA from Pseudo-nitzschia multistriata, 2591 nucleotides. NCBI's taxonomy places the organism in Eukaryota, Bacillariophyta, Bacillariophyceae, Bacillariales, Bacillariaceae. The record is from the annotation of a GenBank genome assembly.